Messenger RNA from Clonostachys solani, 2403 nucleotides. The record is from the annotation of a GenBank genome assembly. NCBI's taxonomy places the organism in Eukaryota, Fungi, Ascomycota, Sordariomycetes, Hypocreales, Bionectriaceae.
AUGUCUAGGACAAAACAGUCUGGAACCCUCGUCCGUGAUUUUGAAACUCUGGCCCGAAGCGACGGUGCCAUUGUGGGCGGAAAGAACUCAUCUCUGGGAGAGAUGAUCACCGCUCUGAGCGGACAAGGAAUUCCUGUGCCAAGGGGCUUUGCAACAACCUCCAACGCGUACUGGAAGUAUGUCGACGCCAACGACAUCCGCGGCAAAAUGACGGCACUUGUUGCUGACUGGCAGCUUGGCAAGUCGGGCCUCGCCGAAACCGGUCAAGCAGUGCGAAAGCUGUUCCUCUAUGGCACUUGGCCCGCCGACGUCCUGACUGCCAUACGGGAUAGCUAUUACGAGCUCUCGGUUAAAGCAGGGUGCCGGGACCCAAGUGUCGCAGUUCGCUCCAGCGCAACGGCAGAAGAUCUGCCGGACGCGAGCUUCGCGGGCCAGCAAGACUCGUACCUGAAUAUUUCAGGCUUCGACGAUCUUCUCAAUGCCUGUAGGCGAUGCUACGCCUCGCUCUUUACAGAUCGGGCGCUGAGUUAUCGUCAAGCCAAGGGCUUCGACCACACAAGUAUUGCGCUAUCCAUUGGGAUACAGCUCAUGGUUCGGUCAGAUAUUGGAGGGUCGGGCGUCAUGUUCUCCAUUGACACGGAGAGUGGUUUCGAUAAAGUUGUGCUCAUCAAUGCAGCUUGGGGACUCGGUGAGAAUGUCGUCCAGGGAACCGUGAACCCUGACGAAUACCAGGUCUUCAAGCCGCUCUUGUCCAACCCCAAAUUGGUCCCUAUACUAGAAAAGAAGCCUGGCGAUAAAGACAUCAAGAUGGUGUACGGCGAUCGGCAUGCCACCACUCGCAAUGUGCCAACCUCCAAGGCAGAGCGAGCAACAUUUGUGUUGAAUGACGAGGAGAUUAUUCAGUUAGCCCGUUGGGCGGCUACCAUCGAAACCCACUACGGCUGCCCAAUGGAUAUGGAAUGGGCCAAGGAUGGCUUAACUGGUCGGCUGUUCAUCGUUCAGGCUCGACCGGAAACAGUGCACUCGCGCCGCAGUGCCACGCAGUUCAAGACGUACAGGGUCAACCAUAAGGGAAGAGUUCUGGCCACCGGCCUCUCCAUCGGAGACUCGGCCAUCACCGGUCGGCUCUGUCUCAUAUCUAGUCCAAAGGACAUGGACAAGUUCGUCGACAACUCCAUCCUGGUAACAACUGCAACAGACCCGGACUGGGUGCCGCUCAUGAAACGUGCCGCAGCCAUCAUCUCGGAUCAUGGAGGGCGCACCUCACAUGCCGCCAUCGUGAGCCGGGAGUUGGGCAUCCCCGCCAUCGUGGGUACGGGCACUGGCACAUACCACCUUCAUAGCGGCCAGGAUGUCACAGUCUCUUGCGCUGAGGGCGACAAAGGUUUCGUCUAUGAAGGCAUUUCGGACAUAUCCACCGAGGUAGUCGAUCUCAAGCAUCUCCCCCAAGUCCACACCAAGGUCAUGCUCAACCUGGCCAACCCCGAGGCUGCCUACCGAUGGUGGAGACUCCCUGCCGACGGGAUCGGCCUUGCUCGUAUGGAGUUUGUUGUAACCAACGCGAUCCAGGUCCAUCCCAUGGCGCUUGUUCACCCAGAGCGAAUCAAGGAUGAGGCUGUCAGGCUGGAGAUUGCAGCCAUUGCAUCUGCGUACAACCACAAGCCAGACUACUUUGUCGACAAGCUGGCACACGGCCUUGCGGCCCUUUGUGCCACGUUCUAUCCCAAGCCGACCGUGAUUCGCAUGAGCGACUUCAAGACAAACGAAUAUGCCGGUCUCAUUGGUGGCUCCGACUUUGAGCCCAAAGAAGAGAAUCCCAUGUUGGGCUUCCGCGGUGCCUCGCGUUACUACUCCCCCAAUUAUGAGGAGGGAUUUGCCCUCGAGUGCCGCGCCGUGAAGCGAUUGCGCGAAGAAAUAGGCUUGACAAAUGCAAUCGUAAUGAUUCCCUUUUGCCGCAGAGUUAGCGAGGCCAAGAAGGUCUUGGAAGUCAUGGCUAAGAACGGGCUCAAACGCGGCGAGAACGGGCUUCAAGUCUACGUCAUGUGCGAGAUCCCGUCCAACGUCAUACUUGCGGCUGAAUUCACCGAGUACUUUGAUGGCUUCUCGAUUGGCUCCAACGACCUCACACAGCUGACUCUCGGGGUUGAUCGUGAUUCUGGCGAGCUGGCUGACCUGUUUGACGAGCAGGAUGAGGCUGUGAAGCGGAUGAUCUCACAAGUAAUUUCAACAGCCCGCGAGAAGAAUUCUAAGAUUGGUAUUUGUGGUCAGGCACCUAGUGACCAUCCGGAAUUCGCCCAGUUUCUUGUAAACGCCGGGAUUGAUUCAAUCUCUGUUAGUCCUGACAGCUUUGUACAGGUGAAGAACAAUGUAGUAGCUGCCGAGAAGAGCAGGGUGUGUGAAUGA